ACCAGAGGGUUGCGAACUUCCUGGGGCUGUGUGCGUCAUUGUCAGUUCCAGCGGAAUAUUGUAGUUCCUCUCCCUUUAAAGAAGGGAGUGAGCGCAAACCUGGAUUAAGUUCCAAUCUGAACUAAGCCAGGAAAUAGCUCGACAGACGCACCUAACAAGUGCAAGGAGGCGAGCUCACACCCAUACAUUUUGCGCGCGUAAAUAAGAGAGAUCCCGAACAUUAAUUCGAGAGCGCAGACGACACCCAUCAGCGCACUUCUGUCCAAAGCGGGAAAGUCUCAGAUGUUUUGGGAGUGUUUCGGGGAUAGGACACUGUGAGGUUCGGAUCGGGUCGUAGUAGGACAACCAGUAGCCAGGAUACUGUAGCGGCUCCUGCCCGGCUUUUAAUACAUUCUAUGUAAUAGAAGAGCUAAACUCUUGCAGUAAUUUAGGUUUUUAUUUUUCAAGACAGACGGAAUCAAGCGGAGAUUUGAGGAUGAAGGUGCUAUUGGCGAUCCUUCUAGGCUGGCUAGCAACAGCAACGGCCCUAAGACAGUGUCCGGAGGGAUGGACGUACGCUCUCAAGAAAUGUUACAAAUACUUUCCUUUGCCUGAGAUAAAAGAAGACGCUAUGGUAAAAUGUCAAGAGGCCCCUGGCGUUACAGGAGGAAGACUCCUGGACAUUACAGACUAUGACACUUUUAGGUUUAUAAGGAACAUGUACACGCACACAUUGCCUGGCUACCAACCACCAGUUGGGCAACAGCUUGAAGUCAUUCCACCGGAGCGUGCUCUUUGGACAUCCUUGUAUUUCGAUUGGAAUCAGGAGAUAUGGAAAGGAACUAAUGCAGCAGAACCAUUCGCCAGAUUCAACAACUUUAACAGCCAGCCAAUAGGGAAACCACCUCCAGAACCUUUGGAGACCCUCUCCUGUACCGUCUACCCUGCAGUAAAUUUUCCCCAGAGUGCAAUGCAGCAAGAACUCACGCCACUAGAGCUCCCAAAGCAAGUCAUUGAGUUCAUGACAUUAGCACCCUGCGAAGAAACACUCUCCUAUAUCUGCGAAGCUCCAGAGGUUGCACCUGUCGUAGAGCCGACGACCACUGCGGUUCCCGGGACUACUACCCCUGUGCCAUGGGGAACUACUCCAAUGCAACCUCAAACACCAGGUUUCCCCAAUCGCCCUGGACAACCCGGUAGACCACAGAUCCCUGGAAGGCCACAGUUCCCCGGAAGGCCACAAAUCCCCGGAAGACCACAAAUCCCAGGAAGACCACAGAUUCCAGGUAGACCACAAUUCCCUGGUGGAAGUCCCCACCAGCCUCAUCUUCCCCAUGGUCCCCACGCUCCACAUGGUCCCCAUGGACCCCAUGGUCCUCAUGGCCCACAUGAACCUCAUGGCCCCCAUCAGCCACCACACCAACCCCCUCACCAGCCUUACCCGGGAUUUCCGUCCAGGCCCAACCAACCAGGAAGACCUAACGCUCCAGGAUUUCCCAACCGACCCAAUCAACCACAAUGGCCCAGUCGACCCAAUCAACCACAAUGGCCAAGCCGACCCAACCAGCGACCUGGAUUCCCUAAUUCACCUAUUAGGCCCCAAUGGCCUAGCCGGCCCAAUCAGGGCGGUCCCAACAGACCGAACCAACCAGUCAGAUAUGCAGACAAUCCAACCGGAGUCCGACCAUAUGAAUACCGAUACAACAACUACGUUUUCUCUAGUAAAUUUGGAGGUCUUGGUAUAAGACUUUGAAGCCGCUUGGACAAUAUGAACAAUGUGUACCACUUACCCGACCCUUUGUAUAUUUGGGCUAACAAUUUUCACAAAACUUUGGGUAAUUUGGACCCGAACAUUCGCAUUUUUAACUGAAAUUUUCACCAAGCUUUGGGUAAACUAGACCCGACCUUUCGGGAAUUUAGCGGUCCUUUUCUCGAAAGGUCGGGUUACGCAAUUACCGGACGCGACAACACGCUGUAAUGGUCCAAGCCCUUUAGAAACAUGUAAAUGGUGUGUAUUAGAUACUGGACAUCAUAGUCUCUGCAACUGAAGGAGUAAAACCAGGUUCAUGAUGAAAACAAAUGUAUUCUAAAACCUAAAAGAGAAUACAACUCGGUAUAAUGAAUAAGAAAUACUUAUGAAAUUUACUGAAAUCCCUUACCCCCGUAUACAUAUUACGAUGUUGUGGUGAUUGACGAUGGUAAUCCUAACUAAAACUUCAGUAAAUUAUUUAAAAUAAUAUAAAUGCUGAAAGUACCCCCAAAAGGCAAUGCGCACACGAAUUUCCACACCUUUUUUCCUUGCGCUGUGCGUGUUGUUUCUUACGCGCUUGUAUCUGGCCCUCAAUGUACUGUUAUUUGUCUCAUGGAUUACUUUUACUUUAUCCUUAGCGCUAAUUAGUCUCCUUUCUGCCACAAAAUCCCGGCAGAAGAAGCCUCAAGCAAGCAAGUAAGUCUGCCACAACGCUGCAUUGAGCAUAAUGUACUUUUUCAUGAGGCCUUAUGUAUAAAUAAGGCUAGACGAAUUGCUAGACAAUGACUAAAUUCUGGGAUCCCACCAGAAACCGUUGGUACUUUUUAAUUAGUCUUAUAUCCGUUAAGAAUAAAGGAAAA
Molecule: messenger RNA, 2589 nt
Organism: Lytechinus pictus (painted urchin)
Lineage: Eukaryota; Metazoa; Echinodermata; Echinoidea; Temnopleuroida; Toxopneustidae
Exons: 2
Coding region: 476-1732 (418 amino acids)
Source: RefSeq, a predicted model, not a curated record